This is a messenger RNA of Aspergillus oryzae RIB40, 306 nucleotides long. RefSeq lists its product as uncharacterized. NCBI's taxonomy places the organism in Eukaryota, Fungi, Ascomycota, Eurotiomycetes, Eurotiales, Aspergillaceae. The record is from RefSeq and is a predicted model, not a curated record. The transcript is spliced from 3 exons. The coding region runs from base 1 to 306 and encodes 101 amino acids.
AUGUCCCCACCCCAAGCACGAUUCGUUGGGGUCUGCUUCGGACUGGACCCAGAUAUCUCCCCCUCCCCUUCAGACAGCGACCUGUCCUUUUCAUUUCUUUUGGCUCCAAUGAUCAUCUCACUUACGGCUGAGGCGACACUCGCUGAAGCAAUUGCUCGUCACGCAGACCAGAGCACCUUGAUGGAGGGCUGGAAAUCCUGCCUUUAUAAGCUUCUGAGCUUCCUCAAUCGAAGCGCCUGCUUCUAUAGAAAUCUUUCCAGUAAAGCGCUUUUUCUUUUUAAGCAUUCUUUCAGGCGCAGCGCGUAG